AUGGAUGCAAGUACUUUUAGAAGACGAUUUCGACUUUCUAAAGAAACAGUACAUAUUUUAGUCCAGAUAGAAGAUCAACUGGAAUAUCGAUAUGAUUUAAACAACUGUGUAUCUCCUAUAAACCAGUUGCUUGUUACUCUAAGGUUGUACUCCACAGGUGGACAUUUAGAUUUGGUGGCAGAUUUUGCUGGAAUGCAUUUAUCUACAGUAUCUAGAAUUAUUGUUAGAGUGUCUGAGGCGAUAGCUAAUUUAUCACAGAAUUAUGUAUCAAUGCCGACUAAUAUUAACAGCAUAAGGGCCACACAACAAAAUUUCUAUGAUGUUGCAAAUUUUCCAAGAGUGAUUGGUGCAGUUGAUGGCACUCACUGCAGAAUAAUUUCUCCAGGAGGUGAUGAUCCAGAAGUGUUUAGAAAUAGAAAGGGCUACUUUUCGAUUAAUGCUCAAUUUGUCUGUGAUUCAAGAUUGAAAAUAUUAAAUGUCGUAGCUAGAUGGCCAGGAAGUACUCAUGAUUCUCCAAUUUUUAAUAAUAGUCGUCUGAAGAUGGAUUUUGAAAAUAACCAAUAUCAAAAUUGUUUACUCUUAGGGAUGGAUAUGCCAAUAAAACAUACCUAUUGA
Anoplophora glabripennis (Asian longhorned beetle) is the source of this 615-nucleotide messenger RNA. RefSeq names its product putative nuclease HARBI1. The coding region runs from base 1 to 615 and encodes 204 amino acids. The record is from RefSeq and is a predicted model, not a curated record. NCBI's taxonomy places the organism in Eukaryota, Metazoa, Arthropoda, Insecta, Coleoptera, Cerambycidae. The transcript has 4 exons.